Messenger RNA from Vidua macroura (Pin-tailed whydah), 1386 nucleotides. Its product is annotated as lysosomal acid lipase/cholesteryl ester hydrolase-like. Gene Ontology annotation, molecular function: hydrolase activity, acting on ester bonds. NCBI's taxonomy places the organism in Eukaryota, Metazoa, Chordata, Aves, Passeriformes, Viduidae. Bases 1 to 1266 code for a protein of 421 amino acids. The transcript is spliced from 10 exons. The record is from RefSeq and is a predicted model, not a curated record.
AUGACAGAGCCACUGGCACUGCCACCACCAGCCGGGUCGGACGUGCCAGUGGGCUCUGCCUGGCACAAGAUGUGGCUGCUCAUUGCAAUCCUGUUCUUCGUACAAGCACCCACAAGCUCUGAAGAUGCCGCCAAGCAGAAAAAGGCUCUGAAUCCCGAGGCUCUCAUGAACGUUAGCCAAAUCAUCUGCCACAGAGGGUACCCCAGUGAGGAGUAUGAAGUGCUGACUCGUGAUGGCUACUACAUCCACCUGAACAGAAUUCCUCACGGAAGAGAAAAGCCUAAGAACAGAGGGGCCAAGCCAGUCGUGUUUCUCCAGCACGGGAUAUUUGGAGAAGGCAGCCACUGGGUGGAAAAUUUGGCUAACAACAGCCUUGGCUUCAUACUAGCAGACUCUGGCUAUGAUGUGUGGCUGGCAAACAGCCGGGGGACGAGCUGGUCCCGGAGACACCAGCACCUUUCAGCUGACCAGGUGGAAUUCUGGGAUUUCAGCUUCCAUGAGAUGGCAACGUACGACCUUCCGGCCACCAUCGACUUUGUGCUACAGAAAACGGGGCAGAAGCAGCUCCACUACGUUGGCUACUCCCAGGGCUGCUCAAUUGCGUUUAUUGCGUUUUCAUCCAUGCCCGAACUGGCUCAGAAAGUCAAAAUGUUUUUUGCCCUGGCUCCAGUAGUGUCACUCAAGCACACCAGAAGUCCAUUCAUGAAGAUGCAGGUCCUUGUGGACAACAAGCUCAAGAUGAUUCCGCUGCUGCUGGGCAGAACGGACGCGUCCCUGCGCAUCAGGAAGCUGUGGCGCUUUCUCCCCGAGCUGUGCAGGCACACGCUGCUGCACCAGCCCUGUGCCAACCUCCUCUUCCUGCUGGGUGGCUACAACGAGAAGAACCUCAACAUGACACGGCUGGAUGUGUACACAUCCCACUAUCCGGAUGGCACCUCUGUCAAAAACAUCGUCCACUGGGCCCAGGUGAUAAAAUCUGGAGAAUUCAAAGCCUUUGACUACGGCAGCGAGAACGCAGCUAGGUACCACCAGGACACACCGCCCUUGUACCGCGUGGAGGAGAUGCCAGUGCCCACCGCGGUGUGGUCAGGAGGGCAGGACUGGGCAGCUGACUGGAGGGACGUGCUCCAGCUGCUGCCCCGCAUCAGCCACCUCAUCACCUACACCCACAUCCCCGACUGGAACCACUGGGACUUUGUCUGGGGCCUGGAUGCCCCUGGGCGCCUCUACAGCAGCAUCCUGAAGCUGAUGGAGGGGUCCCGGUAGAGCAGCGGCUCCCGGGGGAGGUGCUGGUGGCCUGGCCCCUGUCCCUCAGCUGAGACAGCCCGAGGAGAGGGUGGGACACUCCUGCUGUCCCCUCCUUCAUGCUUGUGGUGAUGGUGCUUU